Messenger RNA from Mytilus trossulus (common blue mussel), 1399 nucleotides. Its product is annotated as inactive hydroxysteroid dehydrogenase-like protein 1. The record is from RefSeq and is a predicted model, not a curated record. The transcript is spliced from 9 exons. Gene Ontology annotation, cellular component: mitochondrion. Gene Ontology annotation, molecular function: oxidoreductase activity. Lineage: Eukaryota; Metazoa; Mollusca; Bivalvia; Mytilida; Mytilidae. Bases 46 to 1092 code for a protein of 348 amino acids.
GUAGAGGUUUAGUAGAUUACCGUAAAGUAACUUAAAGGUCGGGAAAUGGCAGUAGUUGACAGCUUCGACUUUCUGCUGAAAGAAUUAGAAAGAACCUGUACAAAUACCAGAGAUAUUUUAGCAGUUAUUGGUGUAUUAUAUGCUUGUAAACGAACGCUACAAUGUCUCACAGGAUUAAUUAAAGCAACAAACGACCAUCUCCUGAGCAAACUUUCCUAUAUCAGCAACUACAAAAAACGUUUUGGACCAUGGGCGGUUGUAACUGGUAGUAGUGAAGGUAUUGGAUUAGCCUAUGCCAAAGAACUUGCCAAUAGAGGAUUGAAUAUUGUUAUGAUAAGUAGAGGAGAAAAUAAAUUAUACAGAGCAGCUAAAGAUAUAGAAGAACAAUAUAAAGUGGAAACCUGUACAAUAGCAGUUGACUUUGCUCAUGGUAAAGAAAUCUACGAGAAGAUUUGGAAUCUAAUUAAAGACAAAGAAAUUGGUAUACUAGUAAACAAUGUUGGUGUGAUGUAUGAAUUUCCUCAGCUUUUCUUAGAUGUUCCUGUAGAGAGAUUAUGGUCAUUAGUGAAUGUCAAUGUGGCAGCAGCAACUAUGAUGACACACCUUAUAAUGCCACAGAUGGUUCAAAGGAAAAAAGGAGCUAUAGUUAUGGUGUCCUCAGGUUCAUGUUCAAAAAUAACUCCACAAAUGACGGUGUAUGCUGCUACAACGUAUUUCCUGGACUAUUUUGCCAGGGGAUUACAAUAUGAGUACAGGAACUCAGGAGUAAUUGUACAGUCUCUGAUGCCGUUUUAUGUUGCCACCAGAAUGACACGCUAUAGUCAGACAUUAUCUAAACCUGGUUUAUUUAUACCAUCAGCAGAUACCUAUGCCAAAUCAGCAAUAGCUACACUGGGAUACAGUAGUAGAACAUCAGGAUACUGGCCACAUACUAUACAGGCAUGGAUAUCAGAUAGCAUUCCUGAAUGGCUAUGGAUGUGGGGAGCCACAAGACUGAAUAAUGCCUUACGUAGACAGGGACAAGAAAAGUUACACCAUAAAAAAACACUCAGGAAAAGGGGAAGUGAACUGUCUAUUGGAUCAGAUUCUUGAUGUUAAGAGAAAAUUAGAACAAACUAUUAUGCAUGUACUAAUUUAUGAGAAUAGUGAAAAUUACAUUGCGAAGAUUUUUCUUCUAUUAAGAUGUAUUACUGAAGUAAUUUAACAUUCAUGUGAAACUGAUACUGGUUUAGUUCUAAGAGUUGAAAACUGUUUAAUUCAAUUUCUGUUUGAGAUUGUUGUUGGACAAGUUUGAUAUAUUUUACAGAAAAAAUAGUUAUAACUGAAUGAAUUUCCUAAUUUUUUUCCAAUAUUAAAAAUUAAUAAAUUUUGUAUACUAUAAAUACAGAAUUUGGGCAUG